Messenger RNA from Pyrenophora tritici-repentis Pt-1C-BFP, 1717 nucleotides. The record is from RefSeq and is a predicted model, not a curated record. NCBI's taxonomy places the organism in Eukaryota, Fungi, Ascomycota, Dothideomycetes, Pleosporales, Pleosporaceae.
AAGCUGCACACUUUCACCCGGGUAUCAUAAAAUACUAAACAUACUAGUAUAAAAAAGCCACUGUAGUCGCCAGACACGUCUAUUAGGUGCUCUCACAAUGAUUUUGCUUCGAGCCGCCGCUGUAUCAGUUAUAGCUACGGCUGUUUACGCCUACCCAGCGACAGACUUGUGUCAAGUCUCGAGUUUGAGCGUCCCAGGAACAGCAGUAGGGGCUUCCAUCCCACAUGGCAACUCGUUUGCCUCGUUCUCAUUCGAGCCCGCAUUCUGGGUCGAUUUCUUUGGCAAUGCCAGCAAUCCAAAUGCCCUCACUUUUAGUGUGCUGAAGAGGAUCCACGAACAUGGCGGAAACCCCGUCAUCCGACCUGGUGGCAUCACCAUGGACAGCAUGAUCUUCGACCCAAAAGUCGUCGACGUAGUGCGCACAACGAGCCCAAAAGGUGCCGUGUACCGGACGACAGUUGGGCCUGGAUACUACAAGAGCUGGGAUAACUUCCCCAAGGGCACUAAAUUCAUCUCUACGCUCAACUUCGGCAACGAGAGCUUGACCAUCUCCAAAGGUUUGGCUGUCGCAUCACUUACGUACCAGCCCGACAAGGUCAACUACCUCGAGCUGGGUAAUGAACCGACCAACUACGUCAAAAGCCGCUGGAAUGAUUCAACAGCAAGCUACGUGAAGCAGUGGAAGGAGUAUACAGCCAGCAUAGACGCAGCACUAAAUGCGCUCCAAAAUGCAACUCUACAGCAACAACGCUGGUGGGCAUCCUCCGCCACAACUGACAAAUCCGGCCUUGAAGUACGACCCGCCGCCCUCAUCCCAGCAGGCAUAGAUUCCGCAAAGCAAGUCGGCAUCUACAGCGUCCACUCAUAUGCCUUCUCGACGUGCGACCCCGCCCGCGCAAAGCUCGCCACCAUCAAGAACAUCCUAAACCACACGGAACUAGUACGGUACUGCGACGAGGAAAUCUACCCAUCGGCCCGCGCAGCCCUCGACGCAGGAUCCCACUGGAACAUUGGCGAGUUCAACUCGGUGUCUUGCUCUGGCGCCCCAAACGUCACAGAUACAUUUGCCCAAGCCCUCUGGGUCGUGGACAGCGAACUCAUCUACGCUACACGCAACGCCAGUGCUACACAUCUCCACCAGGGCGCUACGCUGGCUCUACAGUCAAACAACCAGGUUAACACGCCUGGUGCUAACGGCAGCCCGGGAUUUAGCACCUACUCAAUGCUGUACCCAAGAGACAGCGAGUUGAGAGGUCCAGCACGAACACUCCCUUCUUUCCUCGCGCAGCUCUUCAUGGCAGAGGCGUUUGCCGUGGGUGACACGCGUGUGCGUGCUCUGGUGCCCCCAGCAGGCGUGAGUUCAGAGUCUUUCUCUGCAUAUGCAUUUUACGUCAAAGACCGGUUAUCAAAAGUGGCUCUCGUCAACAUGAAACCCUACUAUGCAAACUCGACGACGGACUUUGCUGUUAAUGUGGACUUGUCGGCCGCCGUAGUGGGGGCGACCAAGGGCAACGAAACGUUUAGGGUGAAGAGAAUGACGGCGCCGUUUGUUGAUACGAAAGAUAAUUCGUUGACCAAGUGGGCCGGGCAGGCUUUUCCGAUGGGCGAGCCGGAGGGAAAGAUGGCGGUGGAGACUGUUGGGGGGGAGAGGGUGGUGCGUGUUAGGGGGAGUGAGGCUGUGCUGGUAUUUUUUGAUGAUGAUGUGUAUGGGAUAUAA